AUGUGUGACUCGGCCAUCAGUAUAACAUGGUGUAUCUCCACUGGCUUCAUCGCCAUUGGGGUAGUAGCACUGAGAGCUAGCCUUGGCUCCGGCAAAGAAAGCCAGAAGAAGGCCGAGUUGGAGACAGAGGCUCCUGAAAAGAAAGUGGCUCGCCAUCCGGAAGGAUCAAGGAACGCGUUUCGAGAUUUGAUGGGGUCUGGCGUUUCGAACUGA
This is a messenger RNA of Penicillium cosmopolitanum, 213 nucleotides long. RefSeq lists its product as uncharacterized. The transcript has a single exon. Lineage: Eukaryota; Fungi; Ascomycota; Eurotiomycetes; Eurotiales; Aspergillaceae. The record is from RefSeq and is a predicted model, not a curated record. Bases 1 to 213 code for a protein of 70 amino acids.